Molecule: messenger RNA, 601 nt
Organism: Ceratosolen solmsi marchali
Lineage: Eukaryota; Metazoa; Arthropoda; Insecta; Hymenoptera; Agaonidae
Gene: spt4
Product: Transcription elongation factor subunit spt4
Exons: 4
Coding region: 234-578 (114 amino acids)
Biological process (GO): regulation of DNA-templated transcription; transcription elongation-coupled chromatin remodeling; transcription elongation by RNA polymerase II
Cellular component (GO): DSIF complex; nucleus
Molecular function (GO): RNA polymerase II complex binding; zinc ion binding
Source: RefSeq, a predicted model, not a curated record
UUUAUAUAUUAUGACUUAUAACUUAUAAAAUAUAUUUUGUAAAUGUAGGAAAAUCCGCUAGGUUCGUAAUCAUCAAAUCUAAUUGGUUUAUUGAUUCUAACGACUGUCUACAUUCCAUCUCCAUUUAUUUUAUACAAAACAUUUAUAUUAACCUACAUUAUAAUUUAUAUAAAUCAUGUUAAAACAAUAUAAUAUUUAUAACAAAUAAUUAUUGUUAAAACUAUAAAUAAAUAAUGGAAACUGUACCAAAAGAUUUACGAGGUUUAAGAGCAUGUUUAGUAUGUUCAUUAAUUAAGACAUUUGAUCAAUUUGAAUUUGAUGGUUGUGAAAAUUGCGAUGAAUUCCUAAGAAUGAAAAAUAACAAGGAUAAUGUUUUUGAUUGUACAAGUUCCAAUUUUGAUGGAAUGAUAGCUGUCAUGAGUCCAGAAGAUAGUUGGGUAUGCAAGUGGCAACGGAUUAAUCGUUUUGCCAAAGGUGUUUAUGCUAUAUCAGUAUCAGGACGAUUACCAGCUGGUGUUAUCAGAGAAAUGAAGAGCAGGGGAAUAGUAUACAGACCACGUGAUACAAGUCAACGAUAAAAUUUCUAGUAAUUAAAAUAUAC